UAGACGGUCAUCAGAUACAAAUAAUAGAACACCUAAAAACAUUUUCCAAACACCUCACCAUUUUUUUCUUCAUUCAACUAACAUGGCAUUCCAAACAUUUUCCAGCAAUCAUGCUGACCCGAUCUGCAUCCCCGAUUGGCAAGACGAAGAAGAUCUCCAGUUGCCCGAGAAUCUUCUACAAGAUGUACACGAUAUCUUGGAAAACUUCCCACCGGAAACUUCAACCGGCGGCUCAAGUUCAACAACCCACGACAGUCCUCCGUCUGCAGUAAACGAUUCAGACGAUGUUGUUUUGGGAACCAAAGUGCAGCCGCCGGAGUGUAAUAAAACUUCAAAGAAACAGAAAACAUCAUCUGGUUGUGGAAAAAAGGCGCCUGCAGAUUGGACAAGGUACAGAGGAAUUCGCAGGCGGCCGUGGGGGAAGUUUGCAGCUGAGGUUACUAACCCGAUGAAGAAACGAACGAGGAUGUGGCUUGGAACGUUUGAUACGCCGGAGGAAGCUGCGUUUGCGUAUGAUAAAGCUGCCUUUGAGCUUCAUGGCUCACGAGCCAAGCUGAACUUCCCUUUAUUGAUCUGUUCUGAUGAUCGGAAUCCUACAGUGGCUUCUAAGCUGUCACAAUCUCAAGAGCCUUCCUCUUCCACGUCAGCUAGAAUAACACAUCGGAAAAAACAAAAGAAAAAUGAGUCUGAUCAGCCAGAGCCGCCAUCAAUUACCACCAGUGCCACUGAGGAGGAGGCUGGAAGCGAGUGUGACUCGUUGUGGAAUUUUCAAUCGGAUAUAAUUAUUUCCGAUGGCUUUAUGCCCGCCGGUGAGGUAGAGGUUGCUGCGGCGGAGGUGGUUGAUUUGGACUUGGACUUGAAUUGGGAGCUCAAUAUCGAUACAUCUAUUUUUGAGCAAAUUUUAGAUGAAGACAUGGAGCAGCCACCGUCAACCACUAGUGUAGAGGUGGCUGACGACUUAGAAUGGGAUGUUUUGCUGGAAAAUAUGGUUGAGCCACCAAUGACUAUUGGUGAACCAGUGGAGGUCACCUGCGAUUCACCUUCGGAAAUCCGUAUUGACACAUCUAUAUUUGAGAGCAUUUUUGGGGACAACAUGGCGGAUCAGCCAAGUAUCCCGACGGAGGGCGGAAGUGAGCUUUACUCACUGUGGAAUUGCCAAAUGGACAUCGUAACACCGCCGUCAUCCAGCUACGCCACCGCUGUCACAACAGAGGAAGUUGUUUGGUGAUGGAUUUCUAAAUUAGAUAAAUGAGAGUUUUAAUCUUUUUUUUUUUUUUUUUGCUUUCUAGUUAUGGUGAUCAAAUAACUGUACCAUUAAAAAUGAGACUGGUUUCGAAACACGUAUAUGGUUUCAUUCC
Molecule: messenger RNA, 1358 nt
Organism: Helianthus annuus (common sunflower)
Lineage: Eukaryota; Viridiplantae; Streptophyta; Magnoliopsida; Asterales; Asteraceae
Product: ethylene-responsive transcription factor RAP2-3-like
Exons: 1
Coding region: 83-1228 (381 amino acids)
Biological process (GO): regulation of DNA-templated transcription; ethylene-activated signaling pathway
Molecular function (GO): DNA-binding transcription factor activity; DNA binding
Source: RefSeq, a predicted model, not a curated record